This is a messenger RNA of Heteronotia binoei (common prickly gecko), 2330 nucleotides long. It is a transcript of the gene NOX5, whose product is annotated as NADPH oxidase 5. The record is from RefSeq and is a predicted model, not a curated record. Bases 37 to 2328 code for a protein of 763 amino acids. Lineage: Eukaryota; Metazoa; Chordata; Lepidosauria; Squamata; Gekkonidae. Gene Ontology annotation, biological process: defense response; superoxide anion generation. Gene Ontology annotation, cellular component: plasma membrane; NADPH oxidase complex. Gene Ontology annotation, molecular function: superoxide-generating NAD(P)H oxidase activity; calcium ion binding. The transcript has 16 exons.
CAAAUGCCGUUCUAGUUUCCAAUUUACUAGGGGGUCAUGGAGUUGGACGACGACACGAAAUGGCUGGAGUGGGUAGCUGAGCAGUUUGGAACCAUCGCUGGGGAAGAUCAAGAGAUCGACUUGGAAGAAUUCAAAACCGCCCUCAAGUCCUUUUUUGCCGAGAGGUUCUUUGCUUUGUUUGACGCCGAUGGAAGCGGCACCAUCACUUUGGAUGAACUCCUGGAGGCCUUGAAACUGCUUAUCCACGGGAGUGAAACAGACAAACUCCACUUCCUGUUCCAGGUUUACGAUGUGGACGGCAGCGGGUCCAUUGACUCUGACGAGCUACGCACCGUCUUAGAAUCCUGCCUGAAAGAGAGUUUGAUAUCUUUGCCGGAAGAGAAGCUCGAUGACCUCACAAGGGCCCUUUUUGAAUCUGCCGACGCUGACAACAGUGGAUCCAUCACCUUUGAAGAGCUGAGAAGGGAACUGGAACGGUUCCCAGAGGUCACGGAGAACUUAAGCAUAAGUGCCGCAAGCUGGUUGAAGCCCCACCGAGCUCCGAGGAAGAGUGGCAGGCCGCGAUACCUGAGCCCGGCCUACUGGCAGAACAACAGCAGCAAGCUUCUUUUCCUGGGCAGCUACGGCUGUGUGAAUAUCCUCCUCUUUGCCUUUGCUGCGCUGAUGCACGCUGGCUCCGGUGCCUGGAUGAUGCUGGCCAAGGGCUGCGGGCAGUGCCUGAACUUCAACUGCACGUUCGUCGUGGUGCCGAUGUUACGUCGAUGCCUAACGUGGCUUCGGGCCACCUGGGCCGCUGGGGUGCUGCCUCUAGACCAGAACAUCCUUCUACACCAACUGGUGGGCUACGUGGUGGCAGCUUUAACUGCCCUUCACACUGGGGCUCACGUGACCAACUUUGUGAGAAUGUCUCAGACCAAUGGCAGCUAUUGCCUUUGGGAAUACCUAUUCACAACCCGACCUGGGAUUGGCUGGAUCUACAGUACCGCCUCUCUCUCAGGCCUUCUCCUCCAGGUGCUGAUUGGCCUGAUGCUUAUCUGCUCCUGUCCCUUCAUCCGUAAGAGUGGCUACUUCGAGGUCUUCUAUUGGACCCACCUUUCUUAUAUCUUUGUCUGGGCUUUGUUAAUCGUCCACGGCCCUAAUUUCUGGAAGUGGUUUGUCGUGCCUGGAUCUCUGUUUCUCUUGGAGAAGAUUGUUGGUGUGGCGUUGAUGCACAUCAGAAGGCUGCACAUCGUGGAAAUCAGCCUCUUGCCCUCUAAGGUGACUCAUUUGGUGAUUGAGAGACCUCCGUUUUUCCACUACAAACCGGGUGACUAUGUCUACCUGAACAUCCCAGCGAUUGCCAAGUACGAGUGGCAUCCGUUUACCAUCAGCAGCGCUCCAGAGCAACCAGGGACAAUCUGGCUGCAUAUAAGGACCCUGGGGCAGUGGACCAAUCGGUUGUAUGAGUAUUUCAGUCGCCGUUGUGAACUUUCUAACAAUGAUCCUGACUGGCUAGCCAGAAAUCAAAGGAAGAAAGGCUGGUUGCAGAAACGGGUGCAGAAAUGUCUCCUGGGCUCCUCAGACUUGGACCUGUCUGUGGCCACCAAUGAAGAUGUGAUGAUUGAGACCUUGUCAUACACACCUACCGGAGGCCCCAGCUGGGGAACAGCAAGUACUGGUAUUGCUGGCCAGUGCAAAGAGGUUUCUGGCAAGCUGGACAACAAUCGGCAACACUGCGACAUCAAGUGCUACAUCGAUGGUCCUUACGGGACUCCCACACGGAGAAUCUUCACUUUGGAACAUGCAGUGCUGAUUGGGGCAGGCAUAGGGAUCACCCCGUUUGCGUCCAUUUUGCAAAGCGUCAUGUACAGGUAUCGCUGGAGACAGCAAAGCUCUUCCAGCCAGAGUGGCACCCAGAACCUUAAGAAUGAGGAAAUGAAGCUCCAAAAGGUUGACUUUAUCUGGAUCAAUCGGGACCAGAAGUCCUUUGAGUGGUUCGUCAGCCUUUUGACCCAGCUGGAAGUGGAGCAGGCCGAGACCGACCCCAGAGGCCGCUUCCUGGAGAUGCACUUGUACAUGACUUCUGCACUCAGCAAGAGCGACGUGAAGGCCAUCGGCCUCCAGAGGGCGCUAGAUCUGCUGGCCCAAAAGGAGAAGAGGGACUCCAUCACCGGCCUCAAGACCAGAACCCAGCCUGGACGCCCAGACUGGAACCAGGUUUUUCAGAAACUGGCCCUGGAGAGGAGAGGGAAAGUCCACGUCUUCUUCUGCGGCUCUCCGGCCCUCGCCAAGGUCAUCAAAGCCCACUGUGAGCAAUUCGGCUUCGGAUUCCUCAAAGAGCACUUUUAAGG